AUGCAGGCCGUCAAGCAAUACGAGAUCUCGGACACUGAGUUGGGCGAGAUAUAUUCGUUUGCCAUCCAGCUAGGUAGAGACGCUGGGGCUAUCUUGUUGGAUAGUCUGCAGAAGAGGCGGCGAGAUGAGUCUGAUUUGGUUGGAGACACUCCGGAAGAGUUGGUCAUGGAAGAAAAGUUGAAUGCAGUGGAUAUCGUGACAAAGACUGAUAUUGGCAUGUUUGAAUCCCCAUUGAUUGCCGUUCCGGCGUCGAUCAUGACAGAGAGCGCAGGCAUUUCGAAAAAGUACCCGUCGCACGCUUUCGUCGGAGAGGAAAUGUAUUCUCAGGGUUCGUCGAAGGCAUAUCUGGUCACGAACGCUCCAACUUGGAUCGUCGACCCGCUUGAUGGAACAGUCAAUUUCACCCAUUCGUUCGUCAUGUUCUGCGUCAGCAUUGCCUUGGUGGUGAAUCAGAGGCCAGUCAUUGGAGUCAUUUACGCUCCGUUACUGAAUCAGUUAUUCUCUGCUUGUCGUGGAAAGGGGGCGUGGUUGAAUGAGACCACAAGAUUGCCAUUGUUAGGGAGUGUGGGAGUGGGACCAAUCCCCAAGAAUGCUCCUUCAAAGUGCAUUUUCUCAUGUGAGUGGGGGAAGGAUAGAAGGGAUCGGCCAGACGGGAAUAUGUAUCGGAAAGUAGAUAGUUUUGUCAAUAUGGCCGCUGAGAUUGGUGGAAGAGAUGGGAAAGGGGGCAUGGUCCACGGCAUGAGAAGUCUGGGAAGUGCUACCAUGGAUCUGGCGUAUACAGCCAUGGGUUCACUGGACAUAUGGUGGGAAGGAGGAUGCUGGGAAUGGGACGUUGCCGCAGGAAUUUGCCUCUUGCAAGAGGCUGGAGGAUUGAUCACGACGGCGAACCCCCCAGAAGGCUACCAGACGGCAAAGAUUGAAGAUGCCAAAUUAGGCGGGAGAUUAUAUCUUGCCAUUCGACCAGCUUGUGAUGCGCCAGGGGAAACAGCGAGGGAGGGUCAAGAAAGAGUGGUCAGGGAGGUUUGGCGCAGAGUUCGUCAUCUCGACUACUCCAGACCUGGAGCCUAA
This is a messenger RNA of Rhinocladiella mackenziei CBS 650.93, 1068 nucleotides long. RefSeq lists its product as uncharacterized. The transcript is spliced from 2 exons. Gene Ontology annotation, molecular function: inositol monophosphate 1-phosphatase activity. The record is from RefSeq and is a predicted model, not a curated record. Lineage: Eukaryota; Fungi; Ascomycota; Eurotiomycetes; Chaetothyriales; Herpotrichiellaceae. Gene Ontology annotation, biological process: phosphatidylinositol phosphate biosynthetic process; inositol metabolic process; signal transduction. Bases 1 to 1068 code for a protein of 355 amino acids.